This is a messenger RNA of Trichomycterus rosablanca, 590 nucleotides long. Its product is annotated as protein shisa-like-2A. The coding region runs from base 87 to 590 and encodes 167 amino acids. The transcript has 3 exons. The record is from RefSeq and is a predicted model, not a curated record. Lineage: Eukaryota; Metazoa; Chordata; Actinopteri; Siluriformes; Trichomycteridae.
GCACCGAGCCUUUGAUCUGGUCUGCACCGCUCCUGUUUGUCUGUCUCGUGCGCUCCCGGUCUCUGCUCUGGAGUCGGUCGGUCAGCAUGAGCGGUGAAUGCGCGAGCUACUACAGCGCCGAGCGCGUGUUCGUCAGCGCGUUCACGUGCCCCCGACCGGACGGAGAUGCGCGCGCCGUGUUUUGCUGCGGAUUCAACGACGUUAAAUACUGCUGCGAUGAUCCGAACAGCUUCUUCCCGUACGAGUACGGGUACAUGUGGUGGCUCAGUGUUGGCGCUCUGGUGGGUUUAUCGAUAGCCGCUGUGGUCCUGCUGGCAUUCAUCAUCACUCUCUGUGUGCUCUGCUAUCUAUUUAUUGCCACCAAACCCAGAGGACUGGACAAUGGCCUGACACUUCAGGUUCCAGUGUCUGAGACGGGUCCUCAGGAGGGCCCCAGCCAGCCCAGCGCUCCGACUGGACCUCAGGGGUUCCGAAAGCAUUUCCUCAGAGGCAAACUGCACUGUGACAACCAGCCACCCGACCCGGAGCGCCUGUUUCAGCGCUGCUACAUGGCCACCGUCACCACUAUAAACGUAGAGGGACCCUCAUAA